This is a messenger RNA of Blastocystis hominis, 1132 nucleotides long. Its product is annotated as Enoyl-[acyl-carrier-protein] reductase. The transcript is spliced from 9 exons. Gene Ontology annotation, biological process: fatty acid biosynthetic process. The record is from RefSeq and is a predicted model, not a curated record. NCBI's taxonomy places the organism in Eukaryota, Bigyra, Opalinata, Blastocystidae. The coding region runs from base 350 to 1132 and encodes 260 amino acids. Gene Ontology annotation, molecular function: enoyl-[acyl-carrier-protein] reductase (NADH) activity.
CGGCUAACGGAAAGAAGGUAACGCGUUGGUUCAUCAUUUUUAUAGUUUUAGAAGUGGAGCAAGGGAAAGGUGAGAGAAACUAUUGAUAACAAGCUUCUCAGCGAAGUGCCUAAGAUGAAGCUGAUCACCGUCUACACCAUUGUCGAUCGUCUGAAGAUCAACGGAUCUUGUGCUCGUGCUGGAAUCCGUGAGUUGGUCAAGCAGGGAAAGAUCGUCGAGAUCUCUAAGCGUGGUCACUACAUCUUGACUCGCAAGCAAUAAGUUCGACAUUUAUGUAAUCAGAAGUUGGUCAUGAAACGCUUUCUUUGUUUGAGACACAACCGUAGGAUUUUCAUUUGUUUUUGUAAGCAUGUUGGCCAAUAAGGUGGUUCUUGUAACAGGAAUAGCUAAUGGCCGUUCGAUUGCAUGGAACAUAGCGAAGAAAUUGUAUCAAGAGAAAGCCUCAAUUAUAAUUACAUAUCAACGUCCCGAGUUUAAGAAUAAAAUAGAUGCUCUAAUAAAGGACGAAUUGACAUCACAGGACAGUAAACAGUUGGUAUCCACUUUUUGCUGUAAUGCAAUCGAAGAGAACGAUCUAAAAGAACUGCAAACCUUCAUCUCGUCAACCUAUGGUCAUUUGGAUUCUUUAUUUCAUUCGAUUGCUUAUUCCCCGUCAAGCGCCUUACAUAACCCACUUCUUGACAUUUCAAAAGAAGACUUCAACACAACCUUGUCGAUCUCCACUUACUCUUUACUCUCUCUUACCAAAGCCAUGCAGCCCUUGCUGUCACCAUCUUCAUCGAUCACCGCUCUUUCCUUCCUUGGUAGUACGCGCUAUUUCCAAAACUACGGCAUUAUGUCCAUCGCGAAGGCAGCAUUGGAAUCCACGGCGCUCCAGCUCGCAGGCGACCUUGGGAGCUCUGGAAUUCGAGUGAAUGUGAUUCGUGCGGCUCCGGUGAAUACGCUGGCAGCUCGCGGAAUUCCUCGCUUUCUCGAAAUGAAGAACCAGUUCUUGGAAAAGCAGCCGUUGAAGCAGAAAAGUGUAGUCGAGGACGUUUGCGGGACAGCAGCAUGGUUAUGCAGCGAUUAUUCGAAAGGCAUUACAGGACAAGUCAUAAACGUGGAUGGAGGAUAUUCAAUAUUGGGAAUAUAG